Messenger RNA from Candidula unifasciata, 852 nucleotides. The record is from the annotation of a GenBank genome assembly. Lineage: Eukaryota; Metazoa; Mollusca; Gastropoda; Stylommatophora; Geomitridae.
AUGUCCUGUUACCCAGAAACCUAUGUCCUGUUACCCAGAGACCUAAGUCCUGUUACCCAGAGAGCUAUGUCCUGUUUCCCAGAGACCUAUGUCCUGUUACCCAGAGAGCUAUGUCCUGUUACCCAGAGAGCUAUGUCCUGUUACCCAGACAGCUAUGUCCUGUUACCCAGAGAGCUAUGUCCUGUUACCCAGACAGCUAUGUCCUGUUACCCAGAGAGCUAUGUCCUGUUACCCAGAAACCUAUGUCCUGUUACCCAGAGACCUAUGUCCUGUUACCCAGAAACCUAUGUCCUGUUACCCAGACAGCUAUGUCCUGUUACCCAGAGAGCUAUGUCCUGUUACCCAGAAACCUAUGUCCUGUUACCCAGAAACCUAUGUCCUGUUACCCAGAGACCUAUGUCCUGUUACCCAGAGAGCGAUGUCCUGUUACCCAGAGAGCUAUGUCCUGUUACCCAGAGAGCUAUGUCCUGUUACCCAGAGAGCUAUGUCCUGUUACCCAGAGAGCUAUGUCCUGUUACCCAGAGAGCUAUGUCCUGUUACCCAGAGAGCUAUGUCCUGUUACCCAGAGAGCUAUGUCCUGUUACCCAGAGAGCUAUGUGCUGUUACCCAGAGAGCUAUGUCCUGUUACCCAGAGAGCUAUGUGCUGUUACCCAGAGAGCUAUGUCCUGUUACCCAGAGAGCUAUAUGCUGUUACCCAGAGAGAUAUGUCCUGUUACCCAGAGAGAUAUGUCCUGUUACCCAGAGAGAUAUGUCCUGUUACCCAGAGAGAUAUGUCCUGUUACCCAGAGAGAUAUGUCCUGUUACCCAGAUACCUAUGUCCUGUUACCUAGACAGCUAUGUCCUGUUACAUAG